CAAUGCGAAAUGAAUAGUAACCUUACUUAUUUAUUAUAGGAAAUGUUGCUAAAGUAACUGAAAAAACUUAAAUUCCUGUUAUUUUACCAUAAAAAAACGUGUUCAAAGGAAGGCUAAACUGGCUAGGUUAUUGAUGUCGUAACAAUUAGCCGAUGUAAAAAUACAAUCAUUGAAAUUAGGUUAAAUGAUAAAAUACUUUCUAAAUACACAAAAUGACAUAUUUGUCAUGUUCACUCUUUACAGUUAUGUUUAGUAAAGGGUAAUCCUAAUGUUGUUUAAUUUCUAAGAACAAUAGCAAUUAAUUCCCACAGUGUUUAUGGAGUAUUAAUGUGAAGUGAAUGGUUUAGUACUAUCAUUUUUAUGGUGAAAAUUCUGUAAGUACAUUUUGGAAGGACACAGAAAAACUAUGGAUUCGGAUGAUGAGCCUUUGAGUAAAAAAUUUAAGCUCUCUACUCGACCUUCUGUUGAAGAAAUUCCAACUAGUUUUAACAUCGCCAAUUUACCUCAUCUUACACUAGUAAAUGUUUUGAAAUACUUGGAUUUCAAAACCGUUUGUAUGUGUGCGACAUUGUGCAGAAGUUUGUAUGAAGCGUCAACUGAUACGUCACUUUAUAAAAAUAUCACAUUAAAGCACACUAUGAGCAAAGGACAGUUGAAAGCAUAUCUCUUGAGAGUUUCACGGCCCAGAUCUCUUUCAAUAGAAUACAAAUGGUAUGACAAAAGGCAGCAAUCGGAAGACUAUACAGAAUUUAACGAAUAUAUCAUUUUAGCCUUGAAAAGCUUUGGUCAAUAUUUAACUUCUUUAAAUGUUGAGAGUUGUAGAACUGAAGAAGUGCUCAGUUAUCUGUCAGAGUGUUCAAAUCUACAAAGGGUAAAGUUUAUGCGCUGCAAAGCGUCUUUUGAACCUCUUCCACGAAUUACGGGUUUAACUCAUAUAUACUUUUUGUGUUCAGAUAUACCAAAUGCGGUUCUAUUAGAUACUCUGAAGGUUAAUAGAAAUCUUAAAUCAAUAUCAUUAUGUGAUAAUAUAAAUUUAUAUGUAAAUGGUAUUGCAGAAGUUAUAGGAGAAUAUAAUCAGAAUGUUGAGAAAGUUAAAUUUUGCGAAAAUAGGCAUAUGCGGGCGAAAGGUUUAAAAGGAUUGGCCCGGUGUAAUAAGUUGAGGAUAUUGGAAUUAACAGGCGGACCAUAUCAUUGUGAUCCAGAAGAUUCGUUACAACAAAUGGCUGCCGGAUGCCCGCUGUUAGAAAGGUUGGUAAUAUACGGUUGGAAAGGUAUAAAUGAUGACAACCUGAUGCCUGUUCUGCAAUGUUGUACUCAAUUAAAAAAUUUAGACUUGAGAGGCAUAGACAUUACCAUUAAAAGCUGUCGUGAAGCUGCCCUUUCACUGCCACUAUUAAAGACGAUGGAUGUGUACAAAUGUUCUCGUAUAAAAAAGGGGCAGAUUUUGAAGUUACAACAAGAAUUUCAAGAAAUAGAUUUUGCAAUUUAUUAAUUUUGAGAAAAUUAAUUUCUAGUUUUUAAUGUGUAGGUACGAAUAAACUUAUUUUAUAAUUUGAAUUUUGUAAUAUCUGUACCUCUGAGUAAGUCUUUGUGUAAAGUGUUAAUAAAAAUAGUAAUAAUUUGA
This is a messenger RNA of Photinus pyralis (common eastern firefly), 1624 nucleotides long. RefSeq lists its product as uncharacterized. The coding region runs from base 407 to 1492 and encodes 361 amino acids. Gene Ontology annotation, molecular function: protein binding. Gene Ontology annotation, biological process: SCF-dependent proteasomal ubiquitin-dependent protein catabolic process. The transcript has 7 exons. Lineage: Eukaryota; Metazoa; Arthropoda; Insecta; Coleoptera; Lampyridae. Gene Ontology annotation, cellular component: SCF ubiquitin ligase complex. The record is from RefSeq and is a predicted model, not a curated record.